Molecule: messenger RNA, 330 nt
Organism: Pelobates cultripes (western spadefoot toad)
Lineage: Eukaryota; Metazoa; Chordata; Amphibia; Anura; Pelobatidae
Source: the annotation of a GenBank genome assembly
AUGACGAACCCGAAAGGGGGGAUCCGCUACUGGGGUUCAAUAGCUGGAACACAACAGAUACCAACCGUGGUUCCUUACACUCGACAGGAGAAUGACGGACCCGACAACAAAAGCUACAACAGGACAGCUCUCGAAACCCGCCCCCAACACCCCUUGAACAUCUCGCCGAACCCGGGGACUAACGAGACACGACCCGGAGACACACCUCCGAAUAAGCUGACUCGGACCAAUAUAGUAGACCGGGACUUAAUGGCUAAGUUAACAGGACAAUACACCCCCACUCAAGUCGCACUUGCGACCUGCACAGACUCUCCUCCCCUUCCUCAGUAG